Messenger RNA from Megalobrama amblycephala (Wuchang bream), 3288 nucleotides. RefSeq names its product cytolytic toxin-alpha-like. Lineage: Eukaryota; Metazoa; Chordata; Actinopteri; Cypriniformes; Xenocyprididae. The coding region runs from base 93 to 2516 and encodes 807 amino acids. The record is from RefSeq and is a predicted model, not a curated record. The transcript has 6 exons. Gene Ontology annotation, molecular function: protein binding.
GUAAUUUGUGGUAGAAUGACAACUGCGGAUGUGUAUAGAGGGUGUUUGUGUCUGAAAGAAAGGCAGAAGAUCUCCUUGCUGACUGUUCUAAGAUGGUGGCACUUUCGGUGUACCUGAAGCAGCCAAACUUCAUUUACUUGUGUACGUAUCUAUGGUUGUCAACCCUAGCUGUGGCGAAUGCUCAAACUGGAAUAAGAGGUUUCUUUACACACCAAAGCAAAACAAAGACUCAAGAGCCAAUGGAAGUUGCGGCCCUUGGAAGACCCCUGUCUCUUGGUAUGCUUUACGACUGCCGCGAAGACUCCUUCAUUCCAGGUGUUACUCUCUGGGAUGAGAACUCACUACGUAACAAUUUGUACAGUCGUCCACAGCCCCUGACAGAUUUGAAGUUCAGUAGUUCUGACUCUCUUUCUAGUAAGUCCAGCCUCCUGGAUGUAAGUGCUUCUCUGAAGGCCAGCUUCUUGGGAGGGCUGGUGAAUGUGGGAGGAUCUGGCAAGUUCCUGCAUGACACCAAAUCCUCACACCGACAGUCCAGAGUUACAAUGUAUUACAGUGAAACCACAAGAUAUGAACAGCUCACUAUGAGCCAACUGGGCCGGUUCACCUACCCUCAGGUGUUCGACCAGAAAAGUGCAACUCAUGUGGUCACGGCAGUACUGUAUGGAGCUCAGGCUGUCAUGGUGUUUGAUCGGACGAUUUCAGAAGAGGAAAACAAGCAGGAGAUUGAGGGUAAACUGAAUGGCGUGGUCAGGAGCAUCGUUGGACUUUCCAUUGAGGGUGAAGGAUCUGUUAAUAUGAAUGACGAUGACAAGAAAAUUGCUGAGAAUACCAUCUGCACAUUUUAUGGGGACUUCUUACUUGAGCAGAACCCCACCACAUACAUGGAAGCCAUACAGACAUAUAAGACGCUCCCCAAUCUAAUAAAGAACAAUAAAACUAAUGUGGUUCCAAUAAAAGUUUGGCUCCAUCCUCUUCAUCUACUGGACAGUAAAGCAGCUCAGCUGGAGAGAGAAAUCAACACACGUCUGGUUUCCAAAAUUGAAGGUAUAAAUGAGGUGCUAGAAGAAGCAGAGAGGACAUACAAUGACCUGAUCAAAAGUACACUGGUCAAUGCUUUCAGUGACAUCAAAGAGAGGCUAGACCGGUUUAAGGACUCAUUUAACACAUACAAGUCAAUGCUACUGAAAGCAGUCGGCAGGGCCUUGCCUGCUGUUCGAGGAGGAGAUAAGGAGGAGAAGUUUCUGGAAGAAAUCCUGAGGAUCCACAGGAGCUCCCCAUUCAAUGCUGAUAAACUUAACAAGUGGUUAGAUGAUGCAAAGUCUGAACUUCACAUCUUGAGUUCUUACACCAAGUCACUGGAAGGGAUCAAAAUUGCAGACUCUGUCGAUCUCGUUACCACCUUAUUUGAUACUGAUGUUGAUGCAGUGGUGAGCUUGACCUUCACAUCUCUUAAGUAUGAAGAGCCAUAUCUUUCAACCCUGAAGGAGUUUCUGGAAUCUGACAAGUUUAAAGAGCUAGAUGGGAGAACAGAUUUUAGUUCAGAGUGGUUCAGUGAACACAGUGUGAGUUACACUUGGUUUUCUAUGGAACAUGUCACAAAGUGGUUCAAUGAUCCCAAUGUCAGAAGAAAUAUGAGAGAGAACAUGUCUCAAUUCAAGAGGUUUGCAGAAGCCAAUAAAGGUGAAAAGAGAAUCCGCUUAAUUAUUUCUGCCAUCCCCAAUCCCUCCAUUGCCGGCUCCUCUAUCUAUCUGUAUGAAAAAGGGCAACUGACAGACACACAGUUCCAGCCCAUGUCCAAGCCGCCCCCACCAAUAGUGAAGAAUGUCCUGGCCAAAGGUAUGGCCCUGAAACUGCCGAUGUCUUCAACUGGAGAGACAGUGCGGUACAGAUUAGAAUGCAAGCAGGCAGAUUCUGGAGCUGAGCAACCAUGGCUUUCUGUAGAAACACAUAAAAAGGAGUUUAUUCUGGCCGGAUUGGCACCUGGAAAGAAUUACCUGCUCCGCUACAGAACUUUUGAUAAAGUGGGAGUGAGUGAAGCCAGCGAUACUGUCAACACUUCCCCUUUAGCGGAACCUGUGGUUGUGGGUGGGACAGGUGGUGGUGAAUUCUCCUUUACAUCGACUUUGACCGACAGCUUUUACAAGAUCGUCAUAUUUUACUAUGAGGAAGAAUAUUUCUUUACCUCAUCCGUGAAAUCACUGAAAACAAUAGAAGUGGGUUACCGGGAUUCCCAGAUCAUUCGAGCUGGUCGUCGUGAAGGAAAUAAAAAAAAAGAAUUUAUCUUUGACAACACUGAUACAAUCAUCACUGCAACACUGUGGCCAAAUAUAGAUUAUAGCAGACUUGGGGGUCUGGAAUUUGUGGUUGAAAAAAGUAAUGGUGAAAGAAAAACUAUGUCUCUCAAAUGCAGUGAACUUGGUGAGCCUGUGAGUUUAAAUGUUGGAUCAGGGAGAUUGCACGGCAUUAAAGGGAGAAGUGGAGAUGAACUUGAUGCUCUGGGUUUCUAUUUUAUGUAGACCCAAUCUUUAUAAUCUAAUCCAAAUGACAUCUGAACAGCAAUCAUAUACUCUAAACAAGUUAUUUUUUAUAAAAUGUGUACACAGAUAUUAUGAGUAAAAAUAUCAGAUCUGAAUCAACCAGUAAUAUUUUACAUUUUACAUAGUUUCAAAUGUUUUUUUGAUUUCCAGGUAAAUGGAACCAUACACAUAUAACUUCAUUAACAAUUGACAAAUUAAACAUAUAAAAUCUGAGUUAAUCAAUAAAUAGUGAUUGUAUUUGGGGUUUUUCAGGGAGAACAAUGUAUAGCAUUGUAUUCUGUUUAAUUAGUCAUUUAUGUCCAUCUUUCUAUUUCUGUUGUUUAUCAUUUAUUCUGUUUUGUACCUUUGGAAGUACAAAACUCUUGAUAUUCAAUGACAAUAAAGACCUUUUAAAGGGCCUGACACAAUCCUCUCUUGUUUUUUUUUGUUUUUGUUUUUUUAAAGACUAACAACAAGAACAGAAAAAAAGAAACACAAAAACUACAAAUGAGGAUAAAAGUUUGAUUUAGUUCUGUCAUAUGUCUAAAGAAGUUCUCAUUGAGAAUUAUUAGAGGUUUAGAUGUGUAAGACCUGCUCAGACAAAAACUGAGAUCAAGCAUCCUGUAAUAAAACAAUAAAACUCAUCUGGAGAGAAUAGCAUAGGACAACACCUUGCCUUCACAUCUACGGGACGCGACACAACCCCCCCUCCACACACACACACACAAACACACACCUACCCAUCCCCCUGACUCAAGUCACUGAAAGUUCU